AUGGCGGUGUACUCUCUCCUGGAAGUGGCGGCUUUGGCGUGGGAAAUUCCCAAGAGCGCGACGAUUUUUCCACAGGUGCUCCAAGUGUGGUUCGAUUUUGGGCACGACCAGAUUUUCGCAUACCUCCUGCUGUCGACUAGCUUGUCGGUGACGGCGCUUGCCCAGACGCUCAGUGAAGGAGGAGGAGGAGACACCUGUCGAUAUUAUGGCGCUCAAGGGAGUCGGAGCCGCCAGAGUUGGUGA
Linum trigynum is the source of this 243-nucleotide messenger RNA. The record is from the annotation of a GenBank genome assembly. NCBI's taxonomy places the organism in Eukaryota, Viridiplantae, Streptophyta, Magnoliopsida, Malpighiales, Linaceae.